AUGCUUUGCAAAUCAUACACAGAUAUUGGAUACUCAUCACUAAUAGUCACUCUAUUAGCUGGUCUUAUAGUGUCAAUUUAUCUUAUUACUUCUCAUCCAGAAAUUGAGACAAAUGUAAAAUGCAGAUUCGAAAAUGGAACAUCAGGAGUUUGUGUCAAAAGUUCCAACUGCUUUGUUCGAGAAAAAUUCACUGGACUCUUCAUUGGUGAUGACUGUGGUUUAAGUCACUUGACAUGCUGUCUACAAGAUAAUAUACUACCUGAUGGAACAAAAGACUUUGAAAUUCAUGAAAACUUCAAAUACUUCAAAAACAAAAAAUGUGGAAUUGUGACUCGGCCAAGUCAUAAUGUCGAGCAUCUAACACAUCAUUCUGAGUUUCCAUGGAUUGUGUCUUUGGGUCAUAUUAAUCAUCAUUCUCAUUUAAAAUUCACAUGCGGAGGUUCAUUGAACAAUGAGAAAUUCAUUCUUACUACAGCACAGUGUGUGAUGCCGAAAGAAUCAGAAUUUGAAUUGUCAGUGAUACGAUUGAAAUUCAACAGACAUUCACAAAAUAAAGAAGUUGAGCACUUGGACAUUAAAGACUUCAAAAUUAUUCCACAUUCAGAUUUCGAUCCAGCUAGUCUUCAAAAUGAUAUUGCGCUGAUUAAAUUACAUGAGGCUUUAAAUUUUGAAGAUUAUAAAAUUACGCCUGUAUGCUUGCCAUUAGAAAAAGAAGAGAAAGAUCUGCACGGGCUGAUAGCUAUUGGAAAAAAAUCAAUGAAUUCUAAAAGGCUUUCAAGGCUAUUAGUUACCCAAGUUGAUACAAAAGAAUGUGUUAAAAUCAUAAAUGAAUUGAGCAAAAAUGGUGAUAAUUUUGGAGACAAUAGGAAUAAAGUUAUUCGUCAUUCCACUGAAAAUCAAUUGUGCAUUUUUAAAGACGCUAUUGACUCCGAUUGUAAAGAUGAACAUGGAAUGCCACUACAAUCACUAUCAAUUAUAGGAACAACUACUAUUUGGACUCAGCAUGGAAUUCUAUCAUUCGAUUACUCGUCAUGUGACUUACCAAGCAUUUAUACAAAUGUUCGAAACUAUCUUCGUUGGAUCUUCGAUAAUAUUCAUUAA
Molecule: messenger RNA, 1101 nt
Organism: Chironomus riparius
Lineage: Eukaryota; Metazoa; Arthropoda; Insecta; Diptera; Chironomidae
Source: the annotation of a GenBank genome assembly